Xyrauchen texanus (razorback sucker) is the source of this 1441-nucleotide messenger RNA. RefSeq lists its product as uncharacterized. The transcript has 4 exons. The record is from RefSeq and is a predicted model, not a curated record. Bases 37 to 672 code for a protein of 211 amino acids. Lineage: Eukaryota; Metazoa; Chordata; Actinopteri; Cypriniformes; Catostomidae.
CGUCCUCACUGAACGAGCAUAGCAAGCGAUAAAGAUAUGGUGAAGAGGUGUGUUUUGGGUUGUUACCCGCAUAAAACCUUAUUCCCUUUUCCUAAAAUACCCUGGUUGCGAACCCGCUGGCUUGAAUUUCUGCAUUUUGAGGAAGGAGGAAUAUCUGAGAGCUCGCGUUUGUGUGGCAGGCAUUUCGCUCCUGAAUGCUUCACAAAUUUAAAGCAGUACGAAAUGGGGUUCUCAGACUUUCUGUACUUGAUAGAUACGGCUGUCCCGACAGUAUACACCGUUGGUCCGUCGCAAAGUUUGAAGCCACUGACACGAGAGGUGGGCUGCCAAUGUCAUGGUCCACUUUUGAAGAAUGCUUCUGUGCAAGCAAUACGCAUGCAGAAAAAGCCAAAAAUACGAAGCAAAGCGAUUCAAGUGAAACCUCUUGUGAGUCACUGUGCUAGCAUGUCCUGCUCCGAAGAGGACUUUGCUGUUAGUCCCAAACCUCCAUUCACAUUAUUACCAAUUAAAAGGCCACGUAUGGAGGAAAGCACCUUUGAGUCCACCAAGGGGUCCUGGUCACAUCGCACAGAGAAACCAACAGAUUCCACCUUCCAAAUGCCCACUGUCAAACAAGAGGAUGAUGUAAAGCUUGAGCCCUGUGAGUCUUCGUACAUCGUCGUCACCAUCUGAAUCCUCCAUUUCGUCAUCUGCAGAGAACAGAAUCUGGCCAGCACAGGAGGGGACAAGAGACAGAGAGAAUUUGACUAAUAAACCUGUUUUUUUUUUUUUAUUAAAAAAAAUCAGGUGACAUAGAUUACGUUUCUUGUUGAAUACAUCCUAAACCAUUCUCCCAAAACAAAAUGUGUAAAUAGGGCUGAGUAGCUUUAUUUACACAUAUAACCCAUGAUGGGAGAUCUUCGAAGAGAGGACUACAAUCACUUGACCAAACCAUCUUGACACAGAUCAUCAGAUGCAUCAACAUAUUUAUAUUUGACACCUAAAAGUGGCAUGUGGGUGGAGGUGAUAAGCACCACGUGGCCUGUCUUGUUCAAACCAUUAAUUUUUCAACAUUUCCUGCUCAAAUUGCUUGCAUUGUGUCAAAUCUAGUGUGUUAAAAGGUUUUGUGAAUUGAGAAGGAUGCACAUUUAUUUAAUAGAUGUAAAACGCUAAGGCCAAUUAAUGAGAGAAUGUCAACACCACAGAACUUUAAAACAUUAGAAACAUGAGUAACAUGAAAAUGAUGUGUACCUAGAGUUCAUAACCGGAUGUGCUAAUGUUUUGCAUGCCGGAACAAUCAGCGUAGACCAUUCUCAAAGACACGCCUGCUUCAUUAGAUUGCAAACUUACUGGCUGAAGUGUUAUGGAAAGAUUAUAAGAUUAUUGUCAGUGAGGAUCAGCCAAACAACUUCUGUAACUAGCAUGAAAAAUAAAGUGGUGUAUAAGGAGGUCCCAUUUAAAA